GUCCAUUCUUUUCUACCAUAAUUACUAGGAGAAUUUACUAGUACUCUAGUAGUUAAUAUUUCUCCAGCUCCUCCCUCAAUCUUCUCGUAGACGGAAAACGCAGGAAACCCUAGAGAUAUUCGCCGAGUUGCGAGCUUUUAGCAAUUAGCCACUUCUCAUGGGUACCCAAAACGGAACCGGUGGGAUAAUUCAAGAAGGUGAUUUUUAUAUUUCACUCUGAGGGUCAAGGUGGUGUUCUUACACAUGGAGAUGAAUAUGGACGAAGUUGAAACUAAAGUUCCAAAGUGUGAGCUUAUUGUCAAGGAAGAUUCAAAAACCUGUAGGUGUGGUGAAUUGGAAGAAAGGAAUAAGAAGGUUGAAGAAAGGAUUGUAGAAUUGGAAUUGGAGCUGGAAAAAAGGAAGAAUGAGUUUGAAGUGCUUGAGGCUAAGUUCAAGGUACUAGAUGCUCAAAAGUGUGCCGUUGAAGAUGAACUAAUGGCUUUUAGGACGAGGAACAAUGAAGCUGGAGAAAGCAGAAUUUCUUUCGAUGAUGAAAAUAAGGCUAGUCAUAGAGGAGAGAAUAAGGAGGAUGUAGUUGUUGAUUUGACAGGGGAGGAAGGUGAAGAGGAUAUAGUAGAGCAGCUUGUGCUUGAAAACCAUGUUUUGGAAUGUGAAAAGAAAAAUGCUGAAAGUGAGGUUGAGAUUUGGAGAGAAAAGUUUAAAGCAUUGGAGUUGUGGGUUUCUCAGGUGGAUGGCAGUGCGGUCUUGAGUGGUGGGAAAAGACUAUCAAAUGACGUUCUUAAAGGUGAAAAUAGACCAGAUGUAAGUAUCAGCGUGGACCAACUGCAAAUUAACGAGAACAUGGUGGAUGUAGGGCCUACUUGCGGUACCCUGCUUAAAAUCACUGACGAGUUGCCUGCAGCUGGCACACCAUUUAAAGACAGCCCAUGUGGCCACACUCCUUUGGUGGAAAAGAAAGGAGUCUGUCUGAAAUCUGCAGGGGAAUGCACCAAAACAGUUAGUAGGCGGUUGUCAUUUGAAGACAAAAGCCCUAGCAAAAAGAUGGCUCCAUCAACCCCAGGCGGCAGCAAACCUGAUUGUCUUAAUGUGAUCAAUAUUUUUGAUAGCGAUGAUGAAUCUGAUUCAUGCGGUAUCCAAUUUUCUAUUUCAAAUGAUCAAGGAAAUAAAAAUGUCAUUUCAAUGGAUCAUGUGGUAGCUGGAACUCUGGAGGUUAAAAAAGACAAGAUUUCUGAUAACUUUUUAAAGAGGGCGGGUUGCAGUCAGGAUCACAAAGAAGAUUUAGAUGAUUGCAAAGAUAAUGUUCCAUAUAUUCCAACUCCCAAGAGAAAAAGAGCUGCUAAAAUUGUUACUAGUGACACCGAGAGUGAUGAAGAUGACAAUGUUCCAAUAUCCAAACUAAAGAAGUUAUAUCUUCAGGAAUUAGUCCCUGAUAUUGCAAAUUCUAAUGUGGAUAAUUCUUUUUCUGGCUCUCAUAUGAACGAUGCUGUCAAAGGUACUGUAACCCAUUCGAGGCGUCGUUUAGUGACUCUUAGGCAGUGUGAAGAAAAAGUUAAGGCCGAAAGGAGCUCUUCAAAUAAGAUCAGUGGAUCCAAAAAUGGACAAGGAAUUCCUACAACAGAUGAUGUUGAAGAUGGUGAAUCUGAGGAGGUUGGAUCAGACAGUGAGGGUGAGAGCUUGAAUGCAUUUAUCGUUGACAGCUCUGAUGUAUCUGAUGCUGAUAAUGCUUCCAGCCAGUCAGAAAAUACAUCAGAUGGCAAUGUGGAUUUUGAUGAGAUUUUGUCCAAACUUCAAAGAAGUAAGGAUCAUAAGUUCAAGUGGGAGUUAGAGGCAGACAUGCUCUCAGCCUUUGGUAAAGAUCUUGAGCUGUGUAUGAAAGCUGUAUGUGCUCUCUAUAGGCAGCAAACUUCUGAGGAACAAGUUAGCAAGGAAACAAUGUAUGAAAACAACCGAGGAUUUAGCAAAUUUGAUGCUCUCAGGGGAACUACAUUGGCGGAGUUUCUCACUGAUGGAGAUCCACAUGGUGAUCUAAAGAAAUCUGUCCAGCAGUUGAAAGAACGUGGUGCCCAUGCAGUUGAAUUGUGCAGAACAUUGGCUUCUCGCUAUUCUAAGCAAUUGUUUGAGAUUUACAAGAACAAGGAGGAUCCUCUUUUUCUCCCACGUUGACUGGCAUCUUAAUGACUGCAAUGAAUACAUUUGUAGUCCGAAGUACCUUUCUGGUAGAUGUGAAUUCCAGAGGAAGGCAUUUUGUUGUUUUUGCAUCCUCCAUCGUGUAAUGUUUGUUAAUAUUAGUUUACAAACUUAUGUAAAUACUGUUUAUCUUGGUAGGCUUGUAUCUAUAGAACUUGAAAGGUCCAGCACUAUGAUCUCUGUAAUUUGUGGGUUAUGCUUAGUAUUCCAUCAUAUCCUUCUGGUGGCGUUACUGUGACCAAGGGAAAUACUAAUGUGAUAAUGAUAGUCGUUUUCUUUUUGUUUGA
Messenger RNA from Hevea brasiliensis (rubber tree), 2474 nucleotides. RefSeq lists its product as uncharacterized. The coding region runs from base 244 to 2163 and encodes 639 amino acids. The record is from RefSeq and is a predicted model, not a curated record. The transcript is spliced from 4 exons. Lineage: Eukaryota; Viridiplantae; Streptophyta; Magnoliopsida; Malpighiales; Euphorbiaceae.